AUGACAGCGAAGGAGCCUAACCAUGGCGCCGCCACAAUUUACCAUCCGUUAGGGCCGCUGGCGGAGUUCGAGUUUGCGCAAACUGCAGCAAUAUUGCAGCCCAGCUGGCCAGAAGGCACCUCCCUCCACUUCAAGUCCAUGGUACUUCUUGAACCGCCAAAAGUCGAAUUGAUUGCCUAUCUUGACGCGGAAAGGAAUGGCCAGCGUCCGGUACCAUUGGCGCGACGAGCCUAUGUCGCAUACUACAUACGAAAUACGGACAAACUUCACGAAGCGCAUGUCAACCUGACCGAGGCUAAGGUCGAUCGAAACGUGCGCAUGGAGCCACAGUGCCAUGCCCCCAACGAUCCCGAAGAAACCUUCGCCAUUGAAGCUGCCGUGGUCGAACAUCCCAAGGUGCAGGCAGAGUUGGCAAAGCUCCACCUUCCUCCGGGGACACGGGUCGUAUGCGAUCCAUGGAUAUAUGGUUCGGAUAGCGCGAACAAAGGCAACCCUAAGGAUGAUGUCCGGCUUGUCCAAUGUUAUCUGUAUGCAAGAGACCCCGCGAACCCGGACGAGCCUGACGGCUGCCAUUACGCUUUUCCAUUACCCAUCUCUCCCGUCAUGUCACCGGUCGACCUCAGCCUCGUCCGGAUCGACACCUUGCCGACAGGGUUAGACAAUGAAGUCAAACCGCUGCAGCCGAUGAAAUUGGGUCCCCCCAACGAAUACAUCCCCGAAGCCCAGAAACAGCUCCGAACCGAUCUCAAACCACUCCGAGUGGUCCAGCCCGAGGGAGUAUCGUUUGUCGUCGACAAGUACUCGGACCUAGGCCGCACGAUAUCGUGGCAGAAAUGGGACUUCAAAGUCGGGUUCAACGCACGAGAAGGCAUGGUCAUCUACGACGUUCACUACGACGAGCAGCCCCUUUUUCAUCGGCUGAGCCUGUCAGACAUGGUCAUCCCUUACGCCGACCCGAGACCGCCCUACCAUCGCAAGUCGGCCUUCGAUCUUGGCGACGUCGGGGUAGGCUUGGUCGCCAACAACCUGAAACUCGGCUGCGACUGCCUCGGGUCCAUUUUCUACAUAUCCGGUCUGGUUAACGACACAAGGGGGAGGGCGGUUGAGGUCCCGAACGCUAUGUGUAUCCACGAACAGGACCAUGGCAUUCUAUGGAAACACACGAACUAUCGGACCCGCCGCGGCGUCGUCGUCCGGAACCGAGAGCUAGUAGUGCAGACCAUCUUAACCGUGGCUAACUACGAAUACAUCCUCGCGUGGAUUUUCAAUCUCAGCGGCGACAUUACGUACGAGGUUCGGGCUACGGGCAUUCUCUCCACGGUGCCGUUGGACCUAGAAUUGACGAAGACGAAGAAUCCCUAUGGGGUGGUGGUGCACUCGGGUGUCCUAGCGCCAUACCACCAACACUUUUUCUCGCUCCGGAUCGACCCUCGCAUCGCGGGGAGCGGGAACCAAGUCGUCUACGACGAGGCGUACGCGCUCCCCCGAGACGCAGACACCAACCCGCACGGGACAGGGUACACGGUGCGACGGAGCCAGCUGUCCAAGUCCGGAGGAUACGACGUAGAUGUGAGCAAAAGCCGAGUCUUCCAGAUCAUCAACCCCAAGGUGCGCAACGAGGUCAACGGGUCGGCGGUAGGCUACAAGAUCCACGUCCCGCCAAUGCAGUUCCUCCUGGCCGACGAUGAAUCCUACCACCAUCGGCGCGCCGAAUUCACCGACCACAACGUCUACGUGACCCGGCACGCCCCGGACGAAUUAUUCUCGGGCGGCACCUUCACUAACCAGAGCACGGGGGGCACCGGGGUCCGAAGCUGGGCAGCCCGCGGCGACGACCUAGAAGGAGACCCUGUUGUCUGGCUCAAUUUCGGUCUCAACCACAUUCCUCGCGUUGAGGAUUUCCCCUUCAUGCCCCAGGAGUCGAUUAAGGUCAUGCUCCGGCCGUCUAAUUUCUUCAAUAGGAACCCAGCCAUGGAUGUGCCCCCGAGCGAUCAGGCUAUCAACAGGAGCGUCUUGUUGAACUUGAAUCGGACGGGCUGUGAGAGAGGACAAAAUGUUGCUGCACAGGGGAAGGGCUCUGCUCUUUGA
Molecule: messenger RNA, 2088 nt
Organism: Exophiala bonariae
Lineage: Eukaryota; Fungi; Ascomycota; Eurotiomycetes; Chaetothyriales; Herpotrichiellaceae
Exons: 3
Coding region: 1-2088 (695 amino acids)
Biological process (GO): amine metabolic process
Molecular function (GO): primary methylamine oxidase activity; quinone binding; copper ion binding
Source: RefSeq, a predicted model, not a curated record